Arabis nemorensis is the source of this 2838-nucleotide messenger RNA. NCBI's taxonomy places the organism in Eukaryota, Viridiplantae, Streptophyta, Magnoliopsida, Brassicales, Brassicaceae. The record is from the annotation of a GenBank genome assembly.
AUGUCUUAUAUUCCUCCCCAUAAGCGACAUUCAAAGGAUCCGGUUAUACCUUCUCCUGUUCCAGAUUAUCUUGUUACAAAAUUCAAGAAAAACCUCAACUUCAAGAGAAGCCGUAUUACAUAUUCAGAAGAUUCUAUCUCAAAAUGGUUUAUUUUUAGUUCAAAUGGAAUCGAGGACGAAGUUCCUCCAUCUGUUCAGCUCGUGCCUGUGUCUUCAAAUUCUGCUGUAUUCGGAUAUGGAACAAAGCCUUCGGUAUUGAUGAACAACAAUGUCCGAAAAGCGAAUAUGAUAACUGAAGGGAGCGAAGAGGAAGAGAGAACUCGGUGGCUCUUAGUAGCAGAGAAGGUCGAGGAGGAUCUUGUGUUGGCAUAUGAGCGAGCUAAGAAGAAAAUGGAGUCUCAUCAUCUUUUAGAUACUGCUAAAUUGAGAUUGGUUGCUAGGUUUGGAAAAAAUUUCUCUCAUGGGCGUCCAUAUUCGCAAAUAUACUUGUAUAAGAUAUUCACUACGGACGUUCCAACUUCUUUCAUACAAAACAUUAAGUCUAAGGCUAUACCAAGCCAUAAAUUCUGUAUAGACAUGGAAAAGGAAACAUACAUUGUGAAGGUAUCGCAUUAUACUCGUCCCAAUGCAACCAUCAGGUGUAAAUGCAUUAUGAAGGAAGAUGGACGGCUUAGUAUGUACAAGGCAAGUCUUGAGUACAUUCUCUUCUUCGAUACAUCUCAUUUCGCUUAUGUGUCGAUACGAAAUGGUACAGUCCAGAGGCUGGCAUUUUCGAGGUUUAAGAACGCAAAUCGUCAUGAUGAAGAAAUCAAUAUGUUGGGGGACCGCCGUCUCUCCCCACAUCUCAGAUUUCUGAAAUACUACUUUGAUUCCGAAGUAGAAUCCCUAGCCGUGGGAGAUGCAAGGUUGGGUAAUGAAAUCAAUGUUAGGCUUGGAAUCCAAUGCGCUAAGCGAAAGUCUGCGAUUAAGCUCCUGAUAACAGGUAGGAUUCAUUUUGGUGAAGACGUCACGCCACUUAUCUCAUUGAUUGGUUCCCUCGAUGCUCUUGACCCACAAGUUAACCAGACAGGGAUGUCGCUUAAAGAUUUUUUUGGGCCAAAAUUUGCCCGAGUUGGCUAUGAUAGUACGAGACGUUAUUCUGUAUGCAAGGUGUGUUAUCUUGAUGGGAAACAAAAUAGAUGUUGCAGAUCAAGACUUCCAUUGCGGUUUCUAACUCAAGAAGUUGAAGCUGACUUGAAGGAAGUAACUAUUGCAUCCAUUGAGGUAGAUUUCUAUGAUAACGACGUGGCUGCUUCCAAGGAACUCUGUGCUGAGUAUCUCUCCACUCUUAAGAUAAGAGAUGACAUUCAACAAGCUUUUACUUCGAGGAUGAACGUGGUUGUUCCUCAUCUGACUGGACUGCUUGGGGAACGACUUGCUGCUCGGCUUAUCGCUCAAGUUGGAAGCUUACCUAAGCUAGUAAACCUUCCGGGAAGCAAGGUUCAAUACCUCGUAUUUACAAGAAACAAGCCGAAGGUCGCUCGAUCCCUAGCCACCAAAAUCUGUCUCGCAGCACGGUGCAAUCUUUUCGGCCGAGGAGGCCAAGUUAACCAUGUGGCAACUACAGGUCGGCAGAGCAUUACUCACAGGAUAACCACUCUUGAAGGUUCAGGCAUGUCUUAUAUACCUCCACAUAAGCGAAAUUCGAAGGAUCCGAACACACCUUCACCUGUUCCAGAUUCUCUUGUUACCAAAUUCAAGAAGAACCUCAACUUAAAUAGUAACAGUGAUAAACUCAACCGUAUUGUAUAUUCAGGAGAUUCCAUAUGGAAAUGGUUUCUUAUUGGUGCAAAUGGAAUUGAGGAUGAGAUUCCUCCAUCUGUUACGCUUGUGCCCUUGUCCUCAGAUUCUGUCGAAUGCAGAAAUGGAGAAAAACCUUCAAUACUGAUGAACAACAAUGUCCAAAAAGCAAAUAUGAGUAUUGGAGAGAGCGAAGAAGAUGAGAGAACUCAAUGGAUGUUGUUAGUAGCAGAGAAGGUCGAGGAGGAUCUUGUGUUGGCGUAUGAGCGAGCUAAGACCUCGAUGGACGAGGAGAGUCAUAGUGUAUUGAGAUUGGUUGCUAGUUUUGGUAAAAAUCUCUUCUAUGUGCGUCAAGCUGGUCCUUUGAAGGAAUGUUCGCGGAAAAACAUGAAUAAGGUUUUCGAUGCCGACGUCCCAACUUCUUACAUACAACACAUCAAGUCUAAGGUUGUACCAAGUCAUGAGUUCUGUAUUGAGAAGGAAAAGGAAACAUACAUUGUGAAGGUAUCGCAUUAUACUCGUCCCAACGAAACCAUCCAAUGUAAAUGUAUCCUUAAGGAAGAUGGACAGCUCAGUAUGUACAAGGUCGAGCUUAAUCUUGUUAGGCAUUUGGUUGUAGAUGUGUCAUGCAUUGAUAAGAAUCUUGACAUGAGACUGAUGCUCACUGCCAAAAGGAAAAUGACAACUCUCACCGAGAAAGAGAUAAGUAACAUCAAAGGGCUACUGGAUCCAGCGACUGUUGAUCCAAAUGUGAAAGGCGGUUUGAGGUGGCCGCUUGGCAAAUCUUCAUCCGGGGAUGGAUACAAAGUAUUUGAAACUUGUCAUGUUAAAUCUACAGUCUACAAAAACCAAACUCUAAGGCUUAGAGUUAGAAAGACUGAUAGAUUCAAUGAGAGGAUUGGAACUGGGGAAAUCAAGAGAGAGGUGGCUUUGAUGCUUAAAGACAUUAAUACUAAGUUACAGGAGCAGAACAUUGAGAGGGGUUGUGCUAUGGAAAUGCUUAAAGAUGCUCUUGGAACUCUAUGGGACUUCUUGCAUUGUGAUGCUUAUCUUACUUAA